Molecule: messenger RNA, 2183 nt
Organism: Agrilus planipennis (emerald ash borer)
Lineage: Eukaryota; Metazoa; Arthropoda; Insecta; Coleoptera; Buprestidae
Product: protein charybde-like
Exons: 3
Coding region: 745-1236 (163 amino acids)
Biological process (GO): negative regulation of signal transduction; apoptotic process; regulation of TOR signaling
Cellular component (GO): cytoplasm
Source: RefSeq, a predicted model, not a curated record
CUGUCCUCAAUCCUCAUUACAUCACAAACCACCUAGGUACCUCCUUAGUUUGUGGUGCUUCUAAUUUCCAAUUAACGUUCGUGAAACCAUCAAAAAUUCAUUGGGUCUAGAGUUGUAGUUCCACAUCAUUUUACAUUAGUUCCUUCAAUAUAUCAGUGCCAUACAACUGAGUAAACUUUGAAGAGAUUUUAAAUAGCCCACUAGAAUACUUGAUAGGCAUCGUCCACUGAUAGUGGACACCUUAGCUAGUUGUUUAGUGGUAGGCGCUCUUGCUUUUUUUCCUUGCUAACUGCUUCUGAACGACUAAUUUUCAAUAUCCUGACAUUUUCUCAUUUACAAAAACGCUGGGAUUUGGCAAUGGCAAAUACAUUGUAUAUGUAUAUACAAUCCAUACAUAUAUAUAUGUAUCCGCGAUUUCGAACGCGGAACAAGUUGACUAGUGUACGUAUGAGGGGGCUUGUAGCCAAACGAUAGAGCGCAGCUGUUGUUGGACGAGGAGCGUAAACGUUAGUGAAAAGGAUGGAAAGCCGGCAGCUAAAGUGAAAACGUUCACUGUUGCUACCCGAGAACAUAGGUCACGCUAGGUCGUUACCGUCCCGCUAUAGAAAGCGCUGCUUGUUCUGUUCGCACAGCUGAUUUUGCUUUGACACACUGCCGUACGCCAACCUAUUAUUACCGGCACCGUAUAUUGGCUAUUAUUGUUGCGGAGAACACAAGCGCAUUUGUUGUCACUGUUUUCGGCGAAUGGCCUGCAACUUUUGCGAAUACACGGUGCAAUUACUGUUCAGCAAUGAACUCGAUUACGAGUACGAUCCAACCUUAGACGAAGAUAACGAGCCAAUAGUCAGCGCUUUGUCGAAACGGUUAGAAGAAGAGCUCCGUGCGGCCAAAAGGACUCACCUGUCUUGCGGUGAGGUUCUUUUACCGUGCGGUCUUCUUCAAAGAAUAUCAAGGGACGUCCUAGUGAUGGCAGAUUCUGAACCUUGCGGGCUUCGAGGUUGCACCCUUUACUUCAAUUUCGCUAGCGACGAAGACAGCAGACGCUUAAGUACGGUGAAGUGCGAUCCAUACACCGCCAGCACAUUCGAACUGUAUCUCACGCUUAAGGAAAAUCCAAGGGGCUGGGACUCUUUCCUGCCGCAGUUCUUGAAAAAAAUAACGCGAGGCGGCACGGUAAUGAUCAGUUCUGAAUAUGAAUUAACAAAGAAGAAAUUGUAUAGAUCGUACGUCGACUGAAUCGGCAAACGGAGAGCCCGAAUCGUCGAGUCCGUCGCUUUGCUUAUAUGCCAAGACUGAAUAUUAAAAAAAGUAAAACGAUCACCGCAUCAUCUCAUAAAUAUUCAUGGAUAAAUAAUCGUGUUUGUUUUUAUACUGCGAAAUGAUUUUUAAGUUAAUUUCUCAUUGUCACUCAUCAUAUAUAUAUAUAUUAUAUUCUCAUCAUUUAAUAAUAUUGUUGUCCGUAGUAUUAAAUGUGGGAUACCGACCGCGUGCGGUUUCCUCAGGUGUGAUAGUAGAUACACGUAGGGACUCUAAAUGUAUAUUAAUAAUUACAAAAAACUAAAAUUCGUAGAAAUUUAAGGAUCGCAAUAAAAAUCAACAAUCUUGUGAGGAGGCGUAGUAGGAGCAUGCCUGUGCCACCCCGUUCGAGGGGUUUUGUAACGACGAAUUUAUUUUGUGUCGGUGAUAAGAUGAUGUGUUUUCCGAUUAAAUUUUGACCUGAGAAUUUAUGUUUAAGUUUGUGAUAUUAGUUACGGUAAAAUAUUUUUUUUUGUAAGCGCGGUCGCCGGUGUUCACCUCGGCAUUUUGCCCCCUUUCGACUCUGCUCGAAUGGGGUGCAAAUUCCGCUGAGGAAUGGUUGCAAGAAAUCAGUAUUUUCAACCGGCGUUCUCGCACCAAAGGUGACUGUAUGUGAUCUCAGUGAUUUGUAUUCUUAAAAAUUCAAAGUUAGGUCUUCUUGUAUGUCGUAUACGCCGGUCAAGAGACUGUUUUUUUUUUUUUUAAUUAUUUUAAUGGAUUUUAGUGGUAAGGGUUAUCUCACUCAGUGUGAUAGUGCAGGUAACUGUACAGUUCUCAAGCUUUUUAAUUUUUAUAUCGGUAAUGUGAAAAUACGAUGAUAUAUUAUAGAUUUAUAAAAGAUGUUUUAUAACAAACAAAUACAAAUAAUACCAUUUUUUUGAAAUGAA